AUGAAUGAAACAGAGAAAAAAGUUUUACAAAAAGAAAUCAAUGAAGGUUUUGACAAAUUUCGAGAAAUAACCCAAAGAGAUGAUGUAGACUUAAUUGUAGUGGAUGAAGUUUUAGACUGUAUUUACAAUAAAUAUUUGUUUAAAGAAGUUCCUGAAGAAAUUUUAAUCAAUAUUCUUAAAAAUAAAAAACCUCAUGUAGAUAUUGCUUUAUCAGGUCAUAAUCUAAGUGAUAGUCUGAGAGAGGUUGUAGAUGUAAUUUCAUGGGUUAAACUAGAGAAACAUUAUUUUUAUAAAGGAGUGAAAGGCAGAGAAGGAAUUGAAUAUUAA
Entrophospora candida is the source of this 327-nucleotide messenger RNA. NCBI's taxonomy places the organism in Eukaryota, Fungi, Glomeromycota, Glomeromycetes, Entrophosporales, Entrophosporaceae. The record is from the annotation of a GenBank genome assembly.